AUAAAGUUUAUCUUAUUUUGAUAGACAAGUAACUCAAGAAACAAUGAGUUGUAUUUAGCUGUAAGUUGAACUGAAUGUUUACUUUCAGGAGUAUAAAGUCACCAUGCUGUUAUAUUGCAUGUCAGCACAUAUGUGACUCUGGUCCAACAGCAGGAGUUGGUCACACCUUGUCAUUGUGUAAACAGUAAUGUGAUGUUUUCAGCUGUAAAAUAAUACUAUAGAAUUAAUACAAGUGUUUGUAAAGCUGCUGCUGCUCUAACCCUGUCACAAACUCCACUUUGAAAGAGAAAUAGAGAGAGAUGGAAGGAGACGGAAGGCCACCCAGCCUUGUUGACUUCAGUGACUCGGCCAUUAAGGAAAUAUGGCUGCCGUGACCUCUGGAAAACCGCACACAAGCACCAAAAACAUCAGAGAGCUGCGCGCCUCCACCGCCUGCAUGAGAGCGAGGGAGCAGGUGAUGGAGGGAAGGGAACAGAGAGGGGAACAGAGAGGUGGUCGGGGUGCAGAGUGCAUUUUUAUGAGCCUGUGCUUCUCCAGUUUCUGGGUCGUUUGGAGACUUGGGAAUAAAUUUUCACCCCAACACUCCAUCUUUGCAGCUUUCUUCUGGGAGACUCACCAAGUAAAUCCACACUUAUCUGCUCCUGCAGCCUGUUUGCAAACUUUUCCUCCACUUUCUCUCCUCCUCCUCCGCCUCCCUCCUUUUCCCUUCUGUUUAUACCUCAGCUCCCCACCACCUCCUUCCGUCUGCUUUCUCCUCUCAGUUUCUUUUUGUUUAUGGUAAACCAAUCCUACCUUUUCCCCUUCUGUUAUUUUCUUCUUCUCCCUCCACUUCCCUCCACCACCACCACCCUCCUCCCCCCUUAUAGAUGGAGAUUAACUGGGGAGCGCAGCGCCAUCCGUCCUUGCGACUGUUUGUUGUUAAGGAGAUGGAUGGAGGCUCCCUCUGCCAGCCCCACGCAGCCGCAAUUACACCAGCCGCCAUGAUGGAUGGAGGGG
Molecule: messenger RNA, 996 nt
Organism: Xyrichtys novacula (pearly razorfish)
Lineage: Eukaryota; Metazoa; Chordata; Actinopteri; Labriformes; Labridae
Source: the annotation of a GenBank genome assembly